UCGCGAUGCCGUCUUCCAAGACUGCACGUGCGUGUUCUGUGCGUUCAACACGCGAUACGACCCAACAUUUACAACGUCAACAGAGCGAAGAUCAGCACGCCACGUCCUGAUAUCCUCCGCAUGUCUUCGGGUAACUCGUUCACUGCAUGCAGAAGGAAGCUAACAUAAAGCUUGGCGAUGGAGCUUUCUUGCAUUUAUCGCCUUCCAGGGUAGCAGCAAAGAGAGGAUCUCUUGCACGACGUUCGACUCGUUCAUUGGUUUAUCCGCGCGUCCUUUUGGACUGUCCCAAGGAGAAUCUAAAUCAGCAAUGAGUCUCAUCUGGCGGCGCUUCCAGAGGACCAACAAGAAAGCAUACAAAUUUGAGUUCACAGUCACCUACAAGUCUUUGCGACUGGCCUGUGCGGACAAUCAAGAAUGGAGACCCAACACUCUAGUUCUGACGUGGAAGCGCCGAAACAGACGGUUUCGUGCAGAGGCAUUGAAUUGGCCGAAUGUGGAGGGGAUGACCAGUACAAUUCUGGCAUGGCUUGAAGAGGAGAGUCACGUGGCGGACAUCAUGAUGUUCAAGGAAGGCACUGCAAAGGAGUUUGAUCAAAAGGACUGGGAGUUCAGCUUGGAAAAUAUAACCCCCAACGGACAGCGUAAAGUCAUUGGUACCUGUGUGCUGAACCUAGUGGACUGUGUGGAGGAUGUACUGUGUGAGAAUGAGCUCUCCCUCAAGUUGACACCGUGCACAUCCAAAGUCAAACAAAUUCAUCUUGACAUUGUCAUCGUCGCCAAGUUCGUCAGCGCACGAAAAACAAGUACAAGCUCCUACGUUCCUGCCUUGCUCCGAAGAGCUCUCGUGUGUUAUGUGAGCACUACCGACGACAUCAGCUUGGACAGCUUCACUGACGACCCAGCGUUCGAGGAGCAGCAUCGUGUCGGGUAUGAUAGCGAUACCAGUCAUGAGCUGCCCAGCGGUCCGAAGAGUCGAGUCACUGUCGGUGGCCGCCGGGCGUCCAGCCAGUCCGAGAGCAAGUGUGUCAUGGAACACAAGAAAACAGUGACCACGGCCAGGCAGAAAGCUGAAUUUCUGUUGCAUGAUGAUAGUGAUUCCACAGACAAUGACGACGCGUAUUAUACAACUCCAAUGAGUGAGCUACCAGCUAUGGAGAUUCCAGGCGAGGCAGAGCUCCUAGGCUGGAGUCGCCGUGUUACUAACGGUUACCGCAAUGUUCACAUCAAGAACAUGACGACGUCGUGGAGAAGUGGACUUGCCUUCUGCGCUAUCAUCGACCGAUUCAGACCUGGUGUAAUUGACUUUCCUGGUCUGUCUCCAUUGGAUGUACUGGAGAAUAACAAAAAGGCUUUCAAAGCGGCUGAGAGCAUCGGAGUGCCGCGCGUCCUAGAUCCCGUAGAGCUGGCAAACUGCGAAGCGCCAGACAAGCUAUCCAUCAUGACGUAUGUAUUUCAGCUGAAGAUCCACCUCUCCGGCAACGACUCUAACACAUCUGAUGGCGCUACGGCAGUGUCACACUACUCCAAGCAGAACCGUGAAGCAAUCGAGCAGGCAAUCUUGGCCGAAAUGAGAUCAUCGGACGCUGAAAGCCAGGAGGAUUCUCCAGCUAGCGAGUACACGUCCGACAGCUCUGAAGACAGCGACAGUAGUGACUACUCCUCCGACGAUUGCGAGGGUGACCUUGUGACGGGUACGGACAAGUGGAAAGUGCAGCGAGCACCUCCACCAGCAUCCGACACAGCACCGGCAGAAGACGGGGAUGCAGCAGCGCAAGAAGACAGGCCAUUGGAUGCAGCAGCAAAGAUUGCCGGCGACAAUAGUGAAGAUGGGGUGAAAAAUGGCAAUGGAAGUAAGACCAACGGCAGUUCAACAGCUGUGAAAUUCCAACCUCAACAAGAUGCACAAACCGCCAUUGCACAGGAAACCAUACCUCAGGAAACUACUCCUGCACAAAAGAAAUCUACCAGCCAUCCUGAUGCCCUAACGAGCCAGGUGAAGCCAGCACCAGUAAAGAAAUCAAUGUUUGACAAACUUGAGAGCGACGACAGUGGAAGCAGUCCUGAAGUGCAGGUCAAGUCUCAGCAAACACCUAGUUCAAGUUCUGCUGCUGCUGCUACUGCAGUUGCAGGUCGUUUGGAGGAUAGCGAUGAAUUGGAGCGCUUCACGGCGAGUGGCUCAGUCAUUGCGGCUACACCCAAAACCACUCACUAUAUCCCCAAGACUCCAAGCAUGACGUCAUCCGAGCCGAGGCCUACCAAACGUACCGCAGCAGUGAAGCUGACACCAGACCUCGCAAACUACAAAUCCGAAUCCCCGGAUGCUGUUCGUAAGCUGCAGUUGCUAGCAAGAGCAAGAAAGGUGGUGGAAGAGCAGGAGCGGAUAACCGGCGCUGCCUUUGUCUCACCGUCAACCACCACCACGAGCAGCAGCACCAUGACAUCUGCAAGCAGUACAGCUGCCAAGCAGGUAUCAGCCCCGGCCAACCAGACACGACAACAACCGCUGGCUUCACCCAAAGAGACGGACAUCGAUGCCGACAUUUGUGGCAACCCUUCUCAGCCAUCUCGUGCCAAUCCAUUCAAUACCACAACCAGCGAAGAUGCACAGCCGACGGAGAAACGGAAAAAGAAGAAGAAAAAGAAGAAAGCUGACACAGAGGAGCAAGGCGAAGGGGCAGUGAAGAAGAAAAAGAAAAAGAAGAAGAAAAGCUCGGACAACGCCGGCGAGAAUGAAGGUGAACACAAAAAGAAACGAAAAAAGAAACGUAAGAAGGCUGAAGGGGAAGAGGAAGAUACCAGCGAGCCAUCGCAGAAGGCUGAGACCACUGUAUGCCCACCAAUCGCUGAAGAACAUGUCAAGAGCACUGCUCCAGCCUCGGCAGCAGCUGCAGGUCAGAAAGGCAAAAGGACAAGACGUGUACGCAAGCCCCUGGCCGUGGCACGUCCGCAGCAGCAGGCACAGGUGUCAGCCAAGGACGAGGUACUGAAAAUGAGACGGCUGUCCGAAGAGAGGAAACAGGAAGAUGGGAAGAUAACAUUCCAGUCUGCCCAAAUGGCGGACAGUGAAAUGGAAGGCUGGUUACCAGCUGCACGGUCUAUUCCCAGAUCGCCGACCACCGAAUCGGAUUUCUUGGACACCUUUGAGUAUGCACACUACAGCCUCAAGACGAUAGAAAAGCAACAAGCAGAACUUGACAAGAGGGGUCAUCGGGUUGAGAAACGGCUUCGCGACGCAAUGAGCUCCGGUGACCAAGAAGCAACAGCUCGACUAACACAGCAGUGGUUCCAGCUGAUUGCUCAGAAGAAUAUCCUUUUCCGGCAGACAGAGGACCUUGAUCUUGUGAGCAAGGAGACUGAGCUGGAGUCUCGAUUUGAGCUGAUCAACAGGAAGCUACGGCAGCUCAUGGCAGUAGAGGAGCAUAAGAAGAGCGCCGAUCACGUUGAGACGGAAGAGAAGCUGAUGGCGGAGAUGAAGAUACUGCUGAAGCAGCGUGACGACGUAGCACACCGACUGCACGAGAGAGAAGUGAUGGCUCAACAGGAGGAUGAGAGGGUGGAGAAAGCCAUAUCCAAGACCACAACAACAACAGCUGCUGACGACGAGAAGCAAUGCGUUAUUUGCUGAACGGCUGUAUGCGAUGGCCAGGUGACAUGUUGUGCUCCGCAUCACUCCACAACCACGACCACCCUGGCCUGGCCUGGGCUUCAUUCGUUAGUAGGGCUGUUACACAUUGCCGUGGGGCAGUGGUGAAUGGGGGAGUUGAUGGCAGUGUGUGUAUGUGAACAGUAUGUGAACUACAGCGCUACAGCAAUAAGGGCGCCGGCCCCGGUUACUCCACCGGAUUUCAAUAGCUACGGAAGUGUAUACACCAGUGAAUAUUGCCUAGUCUGUCUUCUACCUGGAUGUGCGUCAAAGCAGACUCAGCCAUUCAAUGUUGUUCUUUGAACUGUUUUAAACAAGAGGAAAAGGAUGAAUUGAGCAUCAAACACUCACUCUACUGGACAGCAUGGACAAUUUCGGUUUUUAAACUUUCAUUUUAUUUUGUUAUCAUUGAAUCAUGGGCACCAGUCCUAGUUCACCUUGGCACGAAAGAAAUGAAGCAAGCAACUUUUCAAUCCAGCUUUUAGCCGUUCCACCUUGAUUUUGAUUUUUCACGUAUCAUUCAGGAUGACAGGUUGAUCAUAAUUACAGUGGAGAUUGGAUAUAACGACACUCCUUCGGGAGAAAGCAAAAUGUCGCUAUAUUCGAUCUGUCACUAAACCCGAUCUUCACAUUUAGUAUGCAAUAUGUAUAUCAAAAUGACAGGAAUGUAUUGUAGAUAAACAUGU
Molecule: messenger RNA, 4329 nt
Organism: Sycon ciliatum
Lineage: Eukaryota; Metazoa; Porifera; Calcarea; Leucosolenida; Sycettidae
Product: EH domain-binding protein 1-like
Exons: 21
Coding region: 308-3625 (1105 amino acids)
Biological process (GO): actin cytoskeleton organization
Cellular component (GO): filamentous actin; microtubule organizing center
Molecular function (GO): protein binding
Source: RefSeq, a predicted model, not a curated record